AUGACUUCGCAAAAUGGUGGCGAGAGCCACCAACCUCCACCGCAACCGCAAGGUGAAAAGGUUACUGAAGUGGGAUGGUUUGUUCUUGGUGAAGAUCAACAACAGGUUGGCCCUUACGCCUUCUCAGAGUUACGCCAACAUUUCUUGAAUGGAUACCUCUCCGAAAAUACGUUUGUGUGGUCUGAAGGAAGGAGUGAGUGGCAGCCCUUGUCGUCAGUUUCUGACCUGUGGACUCAACUUAACCGGCAGGGACACGAUUCUUCAACUGCAGUGUCCGCCCACGAUGUUGACGAGUUUGAUAGAUGGCAAAAGGAGAUUCAGGAGGCAGAGGCACAGGUGGAAAAUUCAGAUUUUGGAUCCUUUUCUGGCAAUGUUGGAGGUACUGGGGCAGGAGAAGAUUCUGAGAGACCUUCGACUCCACCUGAGGGUGAAGAAGAAUUUACUGAUGAUGAUGGAACUGUAUAUAAGUGGGACAGGAAUCUUAGGGUUUGGGUUCCCCAGGAGUUUCCAACUGGUAGCACUGAGCCUUAUGGGCUUGAAGAUAUGACCUUCUUGCAAGAAGAGGAAGUUUUUCCAACAAUAACUAAUUCUGAUGCCUCUGAAAAGUUUGAAGACGGUUCAAAAUUGGUUGUUUCUGAACCUUCCUUAAAGGAAGAAGCAAACGAAGCAAAUAAUACCAAUGUGGUAGCAGGUGGGAAAAGGAAGCUUUCAGAUCAACAAACUGACAAGAAGGAAGCUAAUAAACCCCCCGAUAGUUGGUUUGAAUUAAAGAUCAAUACACAUGUUUAUGUCAAUGGGUUGCCAGAGGAUGUUACCAUUGAUGAAAUUGUGGAGGUAUUUUCCAAAUGUGGAAUUAUAAAGGAGGACCCAGAAACCAAAAGGCCUCGUGUGAAGCUCUAUGUUGAUAAAGAGACAGGAAGGACAAAGGGAGAUGCUCUGGUUACAUAUCUUAAGGAACCUUCGGUGGCUUUGGCAAUUCAAAUUUUAGAUGGAGCACCUCUUCGCCCCGGUGGCAAGAUUACUAUGUCUGUCAGCCAAGCUAAAUUUGAGCAGAAAGGUGGUCGCGAUGAUGCAAAAGUUUCAAUUCCAGCAACUGUUAUCCUUCGCAAUAUGUUCGCUCCAGCUGAAAUGAGGGCUGAUGAAAAUCUGCGUCUAGAACUAGAAGAAGAUGUUAAAGAGGAGUGCACAAAGCUUGGUCCUGUAGAUUCUGUCAAGAUAUGUGGAAAUCAUCCUCAUGGAGUUGUUUUGGUAAAAUUCAAGGAUAGGAAGGAUGCCCAAAAGUGCAUAGAAUUGAUGAACGGAAGAUGGUUUGGUGGUAGACAGAUACAUGCCAGUGAAGAUGACGGUUCAGUAAACCAUGCAUUAGUCCGGGAUCUGGAAGGAGAUGCCAUUCGACUGGAGCAGUUUGGUGCUGAACUUGAAGGUGACUGA
This is a messenger RNA of Sphenostylis stenocarpa, 1431 nucleotides long. Lineage: Eukaryota; Viridiplantae; Streptophyta; Magnoliopsida; Fabales; Fabaceae. The record is from the annotation of a GenBank genome assembly.